AAAAACAUAAAUAUUGAUUAGAGAAGAUACGGCUUGAAGUGGUCUACGUUUAUAUUUAGUCGCGCUUUGAUUGUUUGUUUGAAGGUUUAGUCACAGUAUGGCUUUUAUUGUGGUUUAGUGCUUAUGUUUGCUGUUCAGAAUAAUUAUUUGUAUAGCAGAUUCAGUGAUUGAUAUUACCAGGUUGGCAAAAAUACGGUUGAAAAGAAUAAUCGCGUACGAUUUUUCACACAUUCGUAGCAAGAGUUUCAGAAACACAAGAAUCAAGUAUGAACUCAAGCCAUCUGGCGUUUUUAUUAAGCAUAUUUGCUACCACGCAAGCCUUGGACAAUGGUCUUGCUCUAACACCUCCUAUGGGAUGGAUGCACUGGCAGAGAUUCAGAUGUUUGAUCGACUGUGAUAUUUACCCAGAUGAGUGUGUCAGAUGUGAACCGUCAAUUAAUGUUAUAUCUGAUCCAAUCAGAUUUCCCAGCGGAUUGAAGAACCUGUCAGACUACGUACACGGUAAGGGGUUGAAAUUUGGAAUUUACGGAGACUAUGGAACCCUUACGUGUGGUGGUUACCCAGGCAGUAAAGAUUACUUGGAAAUCGAUGCGAAUACUUUUGCCGAAUGGGGCGUGGAUUACUUGAAAUUGGAUGGCUGUUAUUCGGAUUAUCAUACGAUAGAAGGAGGUUACAUCAAAAUGGGCAAAUAUUUGAACGCGACCGGUCGUCCAAUAGUUUACUCUUGCAGUUGGCCAGCCUAUCAAGAACCUGAAGGGCUGAAAUCGAAUUAUUCGUUGUUGUCGGAGGUAUGCAACCUUUGGAGAAACUGGGACGACAUUGAAGAUUCCUGGUAUAACGUUACCGAAAUUUUGCAAUGGUUCGCUGAUAACCAGGACAGGAUUUCGCAGUUUUCUGGCCCGGGGCACUGGAACGACCCAGAUAUGCUGAUCAUUGGAAAUUACGGUCUGAGCUUCGAACAAAGCAAGGCCCAAAUGGCCAUUUGGGCCGUAAUGGCUGCUCCUCUCAUUAUGUCUGUUGAUUUACGCACAAUCGAUCAGAAAGCAAAAGAUAUUCUCCUCAACAAAGAUGUGAUAGCCGUCAAUCAGGAUCCUUUAGGGAUCAUGGGUCGACUUGUUUUAACCAAAGAAAGGAUCGAUAUUUGGACCAAGCCGGUGCUUCCAAAAAUAGACGACAGUUAUUCGUAUGCAAUUGGAUUUCUAAGUCACAGAGUCGAUGGGUACCCUCGCAGAAUUAAUUUCACGUUGUCCGAAUUGGGUAUUAAUAGUUCUAAACAAUAUACUCUGAAGGAUCUUUUCGAACCAGAAAAUGAACAGAAGAUUGUAACAACUAAGAAACUUGUUUUUAUAAGAGUUAAGCCUACAGGUGGUGUACUACUUUUAGCUACUCCAGAAGAUAAUUCUAUCAAGAACCAGAAAAGAUGAUUUUUGAAAAAACUGACUAUUGAUCGAUUUAGGAAAUAAAUAAUUACAUUGUUUGGUGUUUUUUUACAAAUACUGUUCAUUUUCAUUCAACGAUAGUGUUAGUUGUAUUAAAGUAAAAUGAGAUGUCUCUUUA
Leptinotarsa decemlineata (Colorado potato beetle) is the source of this 1557-nucleotide messenger RNA. Its product is annotated as alpha-N-acetylgalactosaminidase. Gene Ontology annotation, molecular function: alpha-galactosidase activity. Gene Ontology annotation, cellular component: cytoplasm. Gene Ontology annotation, biological process: oligosaccharide metabolic process; glycoside catabolic process. The record is from RefSeq and is a predicted model, not a curated record. Lineage: Eukaryota; Metazoa; Arthropoda; Insecta; Coleoptera; Chrysomelidae.